ACAGAAGUUCCAUGUUCAAGAUAUUCUGUGAGCAUGAAGACAAUUUUCAAGAUGAUUUCCAACGGUUGUUUGUCAUAGAUUGGGAAACACACAGUGCAAAAAACAUCUAUCAAUAUGAAGACUAUAGAAAGCCCUCUGCUUAUGGGAGUUCACUUCACACAUCUGGAGGAACUCAAACUGUAAGAAAGCACUAUCAAUGUAAUGUACGUGGAAAACAUCUGAGUUCUUCCAAUUCUCUUCGAGGACAUGAAAGAAUUCAUAGUGGUGAAAAACCCCAUGACUAUAAACAAUGUGGUAAAGCCUUUC
Molecule: messenger RNA, 306 nt
Organism: Nannospalax galili (Upper Galilee mountains blind mole rat)
Lineage: Eukaryota; Metazoa; Chordata; Mammalia; Rodentia; Spalacidae
Product: putative zinc finger protein 833
Source: RefSeq, a predicted model, not a curated record